GGCGGCGCUGCAGCCGGAAGCGGGAACGGAGCGGCUGCCGGUGAGGCGGGUGAGGGCCGGGCGGUGUGGAGCGGCGCGGUCUGGCGGGGGGUUCUGGCGGUCGCGAGUGCGGGGAGCUGUUUCGUUCCGUUCCGUUCCGCUUUACCGGCAGCGUCUGCCGGCCACCAGAGGGGAAGCCUGGCGGGGCGGCCCGGGGCACCGGCUGUGGGGCAGGCCAGGCCGGGGCCGAGGCCUGGGUGGGGUGGAGCGGCGGACCUGUGGGGAGCUGCGGCGGCAGUAGCGUUGGCUGAGGAGACGGCACCGGGGCUCAACCCGGAGCCCGGGAACUCCCCCUGUUCGUGGCGGCGCUGCUGGGCCGGGGGUUUCGGGCGCUCGUACGGGACCCGGAGACCGUGGGGGCUCUGUGAGGAUCCCGACCCCCCCCGGCCGUAGGGCUGAGCACGGCGCUGCGGCUCUGCCGAGGCGCGGGGGGAGCAGAGGGCAUCGGGUGCCCCUGCGUUGCUGCGCUGUGAGGUGAAGUGAGAAUCAGGGGAUGAGAAAGCGGGCAGAAGGGGGCGGGGCUCACAGCCGCCACCAGAAGGGAGCCGCGCUAACGCAGCCCUCUUCCCGCCGUCCCGUGUCGGGCGGUGCUGGGGCUCCUGCAAUGCGGGGCACGCGGAGACUGCGCUCGGGUGACUGACGCUGCGGCUUUGCCAGGGGUGAUGACAUGGCCUCUGCGAGCUCCAGCAGGGCCAGGGCAGGGCUGCCCUGCGAGAAGUCCCAGCUCUCUGUGAAAGUGGUGUCCGUGAAGCCCAAGGCCCACAGCCGCCAGUCACGGAUGAACUGCUACGUGGAGGUGGCAGGCGAUGGGCUGCCCAGCGAGACCAAGAAGACGGGAAAGCAGAUGGGGAGCUCUGAGCUGCUGUGGAACGAGAUCCUCAUCCUGAACGUCACGGCUCAGAGUCACCUGGACCUGAAGGUAUGGAGCUGCCAUACGCUGAGGAACGAGCUGCUGGGCACCGCCUCUGUCAGCCUCUGGAACCUGCUCAAGAACGGUGGAAAAUUGGAGAACAAGCAGCUGACCCUGAACCUGCAGACAGAGAACAAAGGCAGUGUUGUCUCCGGUGGAGAGCUGACGAUUUUCCUGGACGGCCCGGCUGUUGAUCUGGGAAGCCUGCCGAAUGGCAGUGCUGUGACAGAGGGUGAGUGCCGCCCGGCUCCGCAUGCAUGCAGCAGCUCUGUGCACGAGGCGGUGAGCAGCAGCGGGGCUGAGAGCACGGCCCCCAGCACCCCUGAGCAAACAUCUGAGUGCCGACAGCCACCUGCUCCCCCAGGGUCCCAGGUGCCUGGACGGGACCCCAGCAGCAUGGCUGCAGCCACGGAGAGCAGACAUCAGUCUGCCACCACAAACUGCUUUGGGAGCAGAUCAAGGACACACCGCCUCGCUGCCGGGGCCUCCAGGCAGGGUGCAGGCAGUGGGGAGCAAAGUCCUAACGCACGGAGCCGGCACCGGCAGCCGCCCAAGAGCCUGACGCCCAGCAGCAGCAUGGCCAACGGCACUGCCAGCAGCACCGUGAAUGGUGAUGUGGUGGGAGCUGUGGACAUGGAAGAGGAAAGGUCAGCUGCAGGGACUGCCACGCUGUCUGCGGGGACAUCGAGCACAGCUGAUGGCUCUGUCACUGCAUCCACCCUUCCUGCCCUGCCUGGCUCCACAGAAGCUGAGGAGGCAGCACCCAGCACCCCGCAGGCACGGACAACAGUGCAGGCUCAGGACUCUCUGCCCCCCGGGUGGGAGCAGCGGGAGCUGCCAAAUGGUAGAGUCUACUAUGUAGACCACAACAACAAGACCACCACGUGGGAACGGCCGCUCCCGCCGGGGUGGGAAAAGCGCGUGGACCCCAGAGGCCGCUAUUACUACGUGGACCACAACACCCGCACCACCACGUGGCAGCGCCCCACGGCCGAGUAUGUCCGCAACUAUGAGCAGUGGCAGUCCCAGCGCAGCCAGCUGCAAGGAGCCAUGCAGCAGUUCAGCCAAAGAUUCCUGUACCAGCCGUCCGGCGCCCCAUCCGACAAUGAUCCUCUCGGCCCCCUUCCUCCUGGCUGGGAAAAGAGACAGGACAACGCGCGGGUGUAUUACGUGAACCACAACACGCGGACCACACAGUGGGAAGACCCUCGCACACAGGGGAUGAUCCAGGAGCCACCCCUGCCACCUGGCUGGGAGAUGAAGUACACCAAUGAAGGUGUGCGCUAUUUUGUGGACCACAAUACACGUACCACCACCUUCAAGGACCCACGGCCAGGAUUUGAGUCUGGGAGCAAGCAGGGUGGAUCACCAGGUGCAUAUGACCGGAGCUUUCGCUGGAAGUACCACCAGUUCCGCUUCCUCUGCCACUCAAAUGCCUUGCCCAGCCAUGUGAAGAUCAGUGUUUCCCGACAGACCCUCUUUGAGGACUCCUUCCAGCAGAUCAUGAACAUGAAGCCCUACGACCUGCGGCGCCGCCUUUACAUCAUCAUGCGCGGUGAGGAGGGCCUGGACUACGGCGGCAUCGCCAGGGAGUGGUUCUUCCUCCUGUCCCACGAGGUGCUCAACCCCAUGUACUGCCUCUUCGAGUAUGCCGGCAAGAACAACUACUGCCUGCAGAUCAACCCCGCCUCCUCCAUCAACCCUGACCACCUCACCUACUUCCGCUUCAUCGGCCGCUUCAUUGCCAUGGCUCUGUACCACGGGAAGUUCAUUGACACCGGCUUCACACUGCCCUUCUACAAGCGGAUGCUGAACAAGCGGCCCACACUGAAGGACCUGGAAUCCAUUGAUCCAGAGUUCUACAACUCCAUUGUCUGGACCAAGGAGAACAGCCUGGAGGAGUGCGGCCUGGAGCUCUACUUCAUCCAGGACAUGGAGAUUCUGGGCAAGGUGACCACCCAUGAGCUGAAGGAGGGCGGCGAGAGCAUCCGAGUGACAGAGGAGAACAAGGAGGAGUACAUCAUGCUGCUGACGGACUGGAGGUUCACACGGGGUGUGGAGGAGCAAACCAAGGCGUUCCUGGAUGGCUUCAAUGAAGUGGUGCCACUUGAAUGGUUGCGGUACUUUGAUGAGAAGGAGCUGGAGCUGAUGCUGUGCGGCAUGCAGGAGAUUGACAUGAACGAUUGGCAGAAGAACACCAUCUACCGGCACUACACCAAGAACAGCAAACAGAUCCAGUGGUUCUGGCAGGUGGUGAAGGAGAUGGACAAUGAGAAGAGGAUCCGCCUGCUGCAGUUUGUGACUGGGACGUGCCGCCUGCCUGUCGGGGGCUUCGCAGAGCUCAUCGGCAGCAAUGGGCCUCAGAAAUUCUGCAUCGAUAAAGUUGGCAAAGAGACGUGGCUGCCUCGGAGCCAUACAUGCUUUAACCGCUUGGAUCUGCCUCCCUACAAGAGCUACGAACAGCUGAAGGAGAAGCUGCUGUAUGCCAUUGAGGAGACGGAAGGCUUUGGCCAGGAGUGAUGGAGCCCUGCUGCUCUCCCAGCAGCUCCGGCGGUGCUCACAGCACUGCUGCCUGCGGGAUGGUGCGGGCCGUGCUGAUUCUGUUCUCUUGUUUCUGUGCGAGGUCUGCACACACAGCCCUGGGGAAGCGUCCACGAGUCCCUCCCAGCCCAAACUGAAGGUUGGGAUGGGGAAGUGGGGGUGAAAGCCCGGCCCUGCUCAGCCUGGGGCUGAGGAAGAGCCAAACCCAGCCUUAUGCACACAGUGUGCGCCACAGCUCCCGUCCCCUCGCUGGGGCACUGAGGGACACGAGUCCUGCAUGGGGUUGUGGGCUGCACUCCCUGUCCCAGAGGCUGCUCCGUGUUAGUGGGGUUGUCCCUGCUUGUGGGAAAUCACUGUGCACCUGGAAAUGGACACAAGCAGCUUCUGACUGAUGCGCUGAAGCCAAACCCUGUGUUCUCCGCAGUUUGUUUUGCCCCUCUCCCUGUAGCAGUUACGCAGCUCUUCCCCCUGUGGCACAGAGCCACCGAUGGACUGGCCCUGACUUAAGGAGCCAGGCUGGGGCUUUUCCCAGGCUUAGUUAAGCGAGAUCUGGUUUAGGUGUAGGCUGUCGUCCCGCCCCCCCAACCCCCAUAUUUUCAGCCUUUCUGUGGCGUUUCAGUAGAUACAUUGAGGAUGAGAAGUGGCUCUUGAGCUGACUCAGGUGCUCAUAAAGACAAAUGUUUGGGCCCUAUCCUGCUCCCAGCAAAGUACUGGGGUGCCUGCAGUGGGUGCAGGCAGGGCUGGGCCUGGCACCAUGCUCCACUUUGCUACUGUUUUGAGUUGCCAGUGUGCAGUGCAGCCGUGCUGUUGGGUAUUUAAAGCCAGUGCUGGGAGCUGGUGCUCUGCAGCUUGUGCAAGGCUCAACUACCCCCAUCCUGUGCUGUGCCAGGAGCUUCCAGAGCUGUGGUAAGGGCAGGAUCAGGCCCUGCCCAUGGCUCUGUUGUACACUGGGUGAAGGGCCGUGGUGUCCCGGCUGUGGCUCUAGGACAGGGCCCUGGUGAGCAAGCAUUGGUGUGUGUCUAUCUGUACAUAAAUGAAAUCGUGGAUACAAAGCUCUGAAAUAGCUUCUGACCAGUAACUGGAGCAUUUUGUACUGCACCAUCCUGCCUCAGUGAUGCCGAUUUCUUGUGCAAUAAAAGACAAGCAGCUGCCA
Gallus gallus (chicken) is the source of this 4643-nucleotide messenger RNA. It is a transcript of the gene WWP2, whose product is annotated as WW domain containing E3 ubiquitin protein ligase 2. The record is from RefSeq and is a predicted model, not a curated record. Lineage: Eukaryota; Metazoa; Chordata; Aves; Galliformes; Phasianidae. Gene Ontology annotation, molecular function: ubiquitin protein ligase activity; protein binding. Bases 707 to 3469 code for a protein of 920 amino acids. Gene Ontology annotation, biological process: regulation of monoatomic ion transmembrane transport; protein K63-linked ubiquitination; ubiquitin-dependent protein catabolic process. The transcript has 24 exons.